Molecule: messenger RNA, 1966 nt
Organism: Filobasidium floriforme
Lineage: Eukaryota; Fungi; Basidiomycota; Tremellomycetes; Filobasidiales; Filobasidiaceae
Product: cytoplasm protein
Exons: 12
Coding region: 323-1555 (410 amino acids)
Source: RefSeq, a predicted model, not a curated record
GGAUUGUGAUAUUGUGGAGGAUGAUUCAGUGAUCCAGCAUUCGUGACCCUUCAGAGAAAGCCCAUCACAUCGUAAACAAAGGAAAGUCUCGUCCAUGUCGUCACCGCCGGGCGAAAGUCUGACCCGAACAUGCUCGACAUCCUUUCUCAUCGAAGUGAAUGUCGCCAUUCACCGCUGAUCCACUGAACCAGGUGCACAAAUACUAGCUUCUCCGAGAACCUUGUGAAUUCUAGGAUGCCAUAUAGAUAUCGGUGACACGCAACUUUGAGGGUGCAAAGCGAAAUAUCGAGGACCUCUUGGCGAAUACCUGUUCCCUGCAACCAUGUGUCGAUUUGUCGUAUACAAAGGCAUAGCUCCGAUCAGGCUCAGCGAUCUGGUCACCAAGCCCAUCCACAGCAUCACCAACCAGACUUUCGAUUCCAAACUCCGAUUCCCUUCUUCGAGACCCUUCAACGCGGACGGGUUCGGGAUCGGGUACUACGAACCCCCUCAGGCGUCUGAUGUGCCUGAAUAUUCUUCCAUCGAAGAAUCUGACGCAGGCUCAGAAGGCGACCAGGACGAAAAUGUAGGGGAUAGAUCGCAAGGUGCUACAUUGGUGGCAUACGAAGGUGGGAAUGACGGUCCUCAAGUGAAACAGCAAGAAGUCCAGAUCGGAGCGGAAAAAGUUACGGGGAGCGACAGGGUCAAGAGAAAACUCGAACUCGCUGCGAUCGAGAGCGAACGGCCUGGACUCUUCAAGAGCAUACAUCCUGCUUGGAGCAACGCCAAUCUGAUCAGGCUGGCAGAGAAGAUUAGAUCCCCGCUCGUCUUCGCCCAUGUGCGGGCCAGUACGAUGCCUGGAGCUCCCAGUGAAGACAAUUGUCAUCCUUGGACGUUUGGGAAGCUCAUGUGGAUGCACAAUGGGGCCAUCUGCGAUUUCAACCUGAUCAAACGAAAACUACAGGGAAUGUUGACGGACGAGCUCUUCUUAUUCCCGAAUGGAUACACAGAUAGCGAAUGGGCGUUUGCGCUCUUCUUGAGCAAGCUGAAAGACCCCCAUGCCCGAACAUUUACCACUCUGGAGCUCCGCAAAGCCAUGUUCGACACCUUGGCCGAUAUCAACAGGAUGACCAAGGAAGUCGCGGCGGAGACGGGACAUCGGUUCGAUCCCCAUCUCAUGAACUUUGUCGUCUCUGAUGGUGAGAAUGUCGUAGCCACAAGAUACGUCUCCAGCAAGACGGACGAGGCUUCCUCCCUGUUCUUCUCUUCGGGCACGACCUUUGAAGAAUACGCCGAAGGUGGACAUUACAGGAUGACCAAGGCAGACAAGAGGGAAGAUAUCAUCAUGAUCGCCAGCGAGCCGUUGACGUUUGAACAGCGAGAUUGGAUGGAGGUGAAGAAUAAUACGAUGGUCGUCAUCACGCCGAAGAUGAACGUUCUGCAGAUACCCAUCAUGGACGAAUACUGGGUGCCCCCCGAGGCCAACAUUCGGACCACCGACUAUGCCGUCGCACAGGGAUACGGUCACGGUUUCAUGAAGUCGCCUGCGUCGAAAGACGAGAUUGCGACGCAUUGAUCGUGGGAUAGAUCAGAUAUGGCGGAAUGAAGGCUGGAGCAAGCAUUAGUCAUAGCAUAGCAGGGCAUUGUACGAUACAUCAAACAGAUCUUCACGCAUAAUCAAGCAUCGGCCAGGCGGAGAAUAGCUGUAGCAGAAGCUGGGAAACUUCGUGUGCUCGAUGGCAUCAUCCUCUUCUUCUAUACACACACAUUUACAUAAAGUUCAUCGAUAUCUCACGAGCGACAAAUAUGAGGAGAUAUGCCUAUACACGGUAUCCCUCCCCACUGAUCUCCGAAUGGAUCCCACUCCAGACACCUCUCGCCGACUCUGCACCCGGACCAGCUUCCAACUGGAUGUUCUUGAGGUGCUUGAUCUUGCCGCCGCCUGAUGAUAGAAUCAGUUCGAGCUGUGUGUAGUCCAUAUUGAUGG